Molecule: messenger RNA, 499 nt
Organism: Paramecium sonneborni
Lineage: Eukaryota; Ciliophora; Oligohymenophorea; Peniculida; Parameciidae
Source: the annotation of a GenBank genome assembly
UAUUAAUAUUAAUAAUGAAAAGAACAAAGGAAACUAUAUUUAGAUAACAUCCAGAUUGGUAAUAAAGAGAAGGAAUCAGUGGUCUUAAAGAAUUUGAUGGUGAAGAUCUAUGUAUUUAUUUCAUCUUAUAUUCGUUAGAAUUUGAUGCUAGGAAUAAAUAUAAUAAAGAGUAACAGAAGCAAUGGAUUUUAUAAUAAAUUGAAGAAAAGAAAAGAAAAUAAGAAUAAGAAAAAGCAGAAGAAAUGGCCUAUGCUUAAUAAACUUUAGAAAUCAAUAGAUUUAGAGGAAUGCUUUAAGAUAAUUUUGCAGCCAGAAAAACUGAUAUUGGAGUUGCUACCAAACAAACCAAUUUAUAAUUUGUAUUUAUUUAAUCUAUAAUAUUUAGGCUAAAGAAAAAAAAGAUAAAGAAGAAAGGGAUAAAUAGGAGAAGUUAUAAUAUGAAAAAAAUGAAAGAGAUUUAUUACUUGAUCGUGGACGUAAAUAACCCUAUAAUGGAUGA